AUGUACCAAUUCUGUCCGAUCCCCAACAAGGGGCACGGCAUCGUUGCCACAGCUUCCAUUGCCAAAGGUGCCCGCAUCUUGAACGAGGCUCCGUUGCUCGUUUUCGACAGGCUUCUCCCCGUGCUGCACAAGGGACCGCCGUAUGACGAAGACCUGAUGAGCGAAGUGCUCGAAAAAGCAGUCCAUCUCAACGACGACGAGCGUGCUACCUUGGGCGCCCUGGAAACUGUAUACCACGGCACGACCCCGGCUGAACAGCUGGUCGGCAUCCUCUGCACGGUGGGCAUUGUCAUGGGGAUGAGCGGCGACAACGAUGCCCAGGUCGGCUACUUCCCGCAUGCGUCGUUUCUCAACCACGACUGCCGGCCAAACGCGUUCUGGAGCUGGAACGCGUCGACGGGGCGUCUGCGGGUCCACGCCCUGGCCCGCGGCGAGAUCCUGCGGGGCGACUUUCGCUUCAUCUGCGACUGCAAGACGUGCCAGCUGCCCCUGAUGGAGAUGGCGGCGCUCAACGCGCUCGUGCAGCGGAGCAUUCACCUCACCAACGGCAUCACAACGCGCAUGCGCAACGGCGCCGACGUCCAGCUGCCGCAUCGGGUGCUGAAGCUGAUCCGCACGCUCGUUGUCCUCAAGAAGGACCCCGACAUGCCCAUUGUCGGCCAGGAGCUCGGAAGCGUCUACCUCGCGGGCGCCAACGUGUGCCUCCGCAACGGCGACUACGAGCGCGGCUGUGCGUUUCUGCGCGCCGUCAUGAAGGAGCUGGAGGUCACCGGCGGCAAGGACGAUCCGUCCAUUGCCCACUACAAGGCCGUCAUCGAGAACCCGGCGAUUGAGCCGACCUACGGCGAGACCAGCCUGUGGAUCGAGCCGGUGCCGGCCGACGCGCCCAGGCCCGUCCGGCGGGGCCGCAUUUGGAACCGGGACUUCCGCGCCUUUGAAAACUGGGUGUGGGCCCGCGCCGAGUGGGUGCCGCCCCUGUGCGCGCGCGCCCGGUUUCUUCCCCUGAUGCGGCUCCCCGUGAACAACACGGUCAACUACGUCUUCCACGACGGCGAGGACGCCAGCCUCAUGCCCAUCUUCCAUCGCCACUGGGCCUAUGCGGGCGAGAUUGUCCGCGUCGUCCCUGCGCCGGUGUGGACCAUUUACACGCGCGACGACGACGGCCAGGAGGCUGCCUUUUGCGUGGUCCCGGACAAGGAGGGCCAGUUUGUCGACACGCGUCUGUACCUGCCCGGGCGAACCUUUAUCGCCAUGUACGAGACCUGGUCCGGCGAUGAAUACCGCGAGCUGACUCUGAAGCACAAGGUGCCGGUCAGCGCUACCAAGACUGUGAAAAUGACCCUCUCGUCCUUCUUCCAAUUCGUCGACAGCUUCAACGCCGCCUGGCCAUCGGGCAACAAGGGCCCCACACUCUGCGAGGUGUGCCGUCAACAGAUUGAGAGCUACGAGUAUCUGAAGAAAGGCUGCCUCCGGUGCUACUCGGCCUUUUACUGCAGCCAGGACUGCCUCCGCGCCGGCCGGUCCCAGGGCGUCCACGAGACCAAGUGCAUCUUUCUGCAGGACUACGACAUCAAGUGCCUGCUGCACGCCGACUGGACCUGUUUUGUGCGGCCCAUUUCCUUUCCCGUGCCGCAUCCCGUGUAG
Messenger RNA from Sporothrix brasiliensis 5110, 1644 nucleotides. RefSeq lists its product as uncharacterized. Bases 1 to 1644 code for a protein of 547 amino acids. Gene Ontology annotation, molecular function: protein binding. NCBI's taxonomy places the organism in Eukaryota, Fungi, Ascomycota, Sordariomycetes, Ophiostomatales, Ophiostomataceae. The transcript is spliced from 3 exons. The record is from RefSeq and is a predicted model, not a curated record.